AUGGAUUCUGAUUUGCAGCAGACGCCCUCGUCUCGGGCCUUAGAGUCGAUCGAAAUUAUCGAUGAGACACCAAAUUUAGCUGGACAGCUAGGCUCUUUCCCUCAAAACGCGCAACCCUUUGCCUCAUUCCGCAACAUCGAUAAUGUCGCGGCGCGGUCUCAUCUGCACAACUCCACUCGACCGCAAGAAACGAUAACCUUAGAGAACAAUGUACACGGUAGCUCGAGCGAUGAAAUUUCACUCCUGCCAUCGGCGAACCCGUCCUUUCCGCAAUCCGGCCAUGAAGGACUGGUACAAGACCCAAUGGCCGCAGGCUUCGCAGGACAAUUGCAGGGCAUGAGACUGGUACCGAAUCCACCUAACUUGGAAUAUUGGAGACAGCGAUUAUUUCAUGUGGAUGAAAUGAUCACGCUGAGCGAGGAUGAGUAUGUUGGCCAUUCCUAA
Penicillium manginii is the source of this 444-nucleotide messenger RNA. RefSeq lists its product as uncharacterized. The transcript has a single exon. NCBI's taxonomy places the organism in Eukaryota, Fungi, Ascomycota, Eurotiomycetes, Eurotiales, Aspergillaceae. The coding region runs from base 1 to 444 and encodes 147 amino acids. The record is from RefSeq and is a predicted model, not a curated record.